AGAUCACUGCAAUUCAUCACCACACACUCCUCCCCCCUCAUCGCGGGCGUCCUCACCGGCGGCGAAGCAGCAGCGGCGCCAAGAUGAACCACCUCUCGCUCCUCCACCAUCCCAUCCUCCUCCUGCCCCAACUCUCUCCCAGAAUCCGCCACCGCCAUGGCCGAGCAAGCGUCGUCCAAGCUCGCCUGAUCCCUUCCCCCGACCCCACCCCAACGAACCCGCGGCGGCCCCUCGCCGUGACGAACCCGUCGCCGCCGCCGCUGCCGCAGCCGGAGCCCGAGGAGACGAAGCGGACCCUCGCGGAAGCGGAGGGAGAAGAGGACGGGGGCAGGACGUGCGGGCUCCCGACGUGGGCGCUGGUCGGCGGCAUCACGGCGGGGGUGGCCGCGGCGCUGGCGCUGUCGGCGGGGGCCGGCCCGGCGGCGGCGCUGGGACCGGAGGGCCCGCUGGUGGAGGAGUUCUGGGACAACAUGCGGCGGUACGCGCUGUACGCGCUGACGGUGAGCACCGGGGUGGCAUACACGCUGCUGCAGCCCAUCGUGGAGCUGCUCAAGAACCCCGUCACGGCGCUGCUCAUCAUCGCCGUCAUCGCCGGCAGCGGCUUCCUCGUCUCCCAGGUGCUCAACGCCAUGGUCGGCAACUCCGACUUCAUCUACGACUACGCCCAGUAGCGCAGCAUCCCAACUCAAUCCCGUGUAAUACCUGUAUUUUUCAGCUAGAACAGGUGAGAUAUAUAUACUCGUCAAGUUUGCUUGUCAAAUGUGGUCGUGUUUGGCGCGCCUGGAGUGAAUUUGGAGCAAAAAUGGAGAAUUCAAUUAGAGUUUUGGACAAGAAAAAUCUCUAAACAUAAAUUUUAAAUUCUGAUUUACUAGAAA
Molecule: messenger RNA, 875 nt
Organism: Oryza brachyantha (malo sina)
Lineage: Eukaryota; Viridiplantae; Streptophyta; Magnoliopsida; Poales; Poaceae
Exons: 1
Coding region: 84-671 (195 amino acids)
Source: RefSeq, a predicted model, not a curated record